This is a messenger RNA of Exaiptasia diaphana, 531 nucleotides long. RefSeq names its product THAP domain-containing protein 1 B-like. Gene Ontology annotation, molecular function: sequence-specific DNA binding. Lineage: Eukaryota; Metazoa; Cnidaria; Anthozoa; Actiniaria; Aiptasiidae. Bases 71 to 391 code for a protein of 106 amino acids. The record is from RefSeq and is a predicted model, not a curated record. The transcript is spliced from 2 exons.
UAAUGAAUAUGCGCAUAAAUAAUGAGCUGCAUGAAAAUGAGGCUAAGGACGAUAGGCUCGAACAUUCAAGAUGGCGGCCAAACAUUGCUGUGUGCCAAUGUGCACAAACUAUUUGAAAAAAAACCCUCAAUUGUCCUUCCAUCAUUUUCCGAAAGAUUCCAUUCUUUGUAAAAGAUGGAUUCAGGUUAUUCGUAGAGACGUUGGAGCACAUUUUAAGAUCACGGAUGCUACAUAUGUUUGUUCUCAACACUUUGUAUCUAACGAUUUCCGCUGGACGCCUAACAGAAGGUGUCUUUUACCAGAUGCAAUUCCUAGUGUUUUUGCCUGGUCAAAAACAAGUGCUCCAAGGAAACCUCCUGCCAAACGAAGGUUUUUGGUCAUUGAUCUUUGAGUUUUUUCCGCUUUAGAACAGUUUUACCUUAUAGUGUAGACAUGUAGAUAGUGAAUAUACUUGCUAUAGUCAUUUUAUGGUAAGUAUUAUGUUCUUAUGUUCUUAAAAGAUCUGCAAAAUGGUUUUUUGUCACAGUUGUA